CGUUCUUCCAAGCAAAUUCGGAGAUGGAGACAUCAUAGAAGCAAGGUCUGCAUUGGCAUCAAAGGUGCGGAACAUGACAAAGCUGGACGUUUUGAAAUUGCGAAUCGACGUAGGAGAUGCUAUUGAUUGUAACCUGGUUGAAGCCAUCUCCUACCAAAUUGCAUCUGGUCCGUUGCAGUCUCUCGAAAUAUUCUCCUGUGAAAUUGCCAAUGAGAAAAAAACAAGAAAAAAGAUUUUGCUGCCACUUUUGGAUGCUUUGGCUGGAGUGGGCAAUGCCUCAAAGCUGCAGGAGUUCAAGCUCCAACUAAUAGCUACAAGUAUCGGUAGAGUCCAUGCCAAAACAUAUGCGGCCCGCAUGAUUGAGAUCUUGCAGCGGAAUACAACUCUGACAAAUGUCAAAAUACGGCUGGCUUGGCACUAUGGUCACAUGUGCGAGAAAACCGAAAAGGAUGAAAUCAUUGUCUACCACACAACACUCAACCGCUUUGGUAGGCAUCUGUUGCGAGGUACGGAGAAGUCUCUGGACAUGGCCCAACUAGUAACCUCGGUGAUUUCACAAGCAGGCACUCCGAAAGGUGUCCGUGUCCAACAGCUUGUCCCAUUGCUCUACGGGCUCUUGCGUGAAGCACCUCACAAAUGGAGUUCCCCUCAAGCAGGAAAAUGCAACAAGGCCAAGUUGAAGAGACCUGCCCUCAAACGCAAAGCCUCAAGUUCCCUUGACCGAAGUUCAUCCAAGCACUAG
Messenger RNA from Seminavis robusta, 742 nucleotides. The record is from the annotation of a GenBank genome assembly. Lineage: Eukaryota; Bacillariophyta; Bacillariophyceae; Naviculales; Naviculaceae.